AUUUCUUUGACAUGUUUUCGUGACAUGUAAGAUGUGUUUUUUUCGUUUUUUCUCUUUGUAAAUAGCAAAAAUGGAUCAGACGUCUAAAAAAUUGGUCGAAUAUCUUGUAGUAGAUACUACAGCUUUCAUCCAAAAUGCUCAAUUACAGGAUAUAGCAGAAAAAGUAACAACAUGUCCAGAAGUUGUCUCAGAAAUUACAAACAAGAGACAACUCAGACGGCUAGUAGUGCUUCCCUAUGAUUUAGCUGUUGAAGAUGUGAACUCAGAGAAUAUACGAUUUGUAACUGAAUUUUCAAAGAAAACUGGUGACUAUCCCAGCCUGUCAGCAACUGAUAUCAAAGUCAUUGCCCUCACCUACCAACUAGAAAAAGAAAAAGUAGGUUCAGAUCAUAUUCGAACUGAGCCAAUAAUGCAAAAAGUGAUCAAUACAGAAAAUAAAGUACCAGAUAUCAAUCCAGAUGUUACUGGUUUCUAUCUCCCAGGUAAAACCAAAAAUCCUAACCAGGGUGAAGCUACAGAUGCAGAAAAAGUUGGGUUAGAUAGUGUUCCAACUGAUGAAUCAGAUAUUAAAGAAUCAGGUAAUGAGAGUGAUGAAGAUAGUGAGAAUAUUUUGGUCCCAGUGCAAGAACAAGCUGUUUCUGGAAGUUCAGAUUCUGAGGGAGAUGAUGAAGGUUGGAUCACUCCUUCCAAUGUAGGUAUUGCCAAAAAGCAAGUCAACUCUGAGCUUAUGGAAGAAAAGCAUGUCACAGUGGCAUGCAUCACCACAGAUUUUGCCAUGCAAAAUGUUCUGCUGCAGAUGAACCUCAAUGUAUCAGCCUUAGAUGGGCGUAUCAUCAAGCAACUGAGAACUUACAUUUUACGCUGCUAUGCCUGCUUCAAAACUACCAGCAUCAUGACCAAAAAAUUCUGUCCCAAAUGUGGUAAUGACACUCUGAAAAAGGUAGCAGUGUCCCUAGAUGAGAAUGGCAAGAUGCAGAUACAUAUAAAUACCAGAAGGCCUCUGACUGGUAGAGGGAAGAAAUAUAGUCUACCAAGAAUCAAGGGAGGAAAGCACCCAAAUAAUCCAAUACUUGUGGCAGAUCAACCUAUGGCUGAUAAUAAACCAAGUAGGCUUGCAAGGAUGAAGAAUAAUCCAAUGGAAGAUGACUGGAUUGCUGGAUAUUCACCUUUUGUAAUGAGAGAUGUUAACUCUAAAUCAGCACAGCUGUGCAUAAGACCUGGAGCAGAAUUCAAGCACUGGAUGAGGAAAAACCCUAAUGAAGCUAGGAAGAAAAGAAAAUGAACAAAUGUUUGGACUGAUAGGUGUCUAUAGAAGCAGCUGCUAUAAAAUACUGUGGUCAUAAUCACCUAUGAAUUUUUACACAUGAAAUAGAUAUUCAGUGUAUUUAUCUACAUUUCAAUUGAAUAAAAACCUAAUUAUGUAUAGCUUCUUGUUAUUGUGAUAUAUUCAAUCC
Phaedon cochleariae (mustard beetle) is the source of this 1454-nucleotide messenger RNA. Lineage: Eukaryota; Metazoa; Arthropoda; Insecta; Coleoptera; Chrysomelidae. The record is from the annotation of a GenBank genome assembly.